AUGAGUGGAAGACAUUUUCAAUGUUUGCUGCUUCUUGCGGCAGCUCAUGGUAGUCCACUGCUACGCGAUGCGACCGCGAAGGAUGGAGCACCGUCAGUCCGACGUCAGCGUGGCAGUGGCAGCGUGCUUCAAAUGCACACGGAGGCUCCCAUCGCCUUCCGAGAGGAUGGCAGGCUCUGGUUCUCGAGCAGCGCUGCGGGAGGCGGACGAGUGGAAGUAGAUGUCGAGAUUCCCAGGACGUUCAGUACCUUUAUGAGAGGCCUCAUGUUCCGGUCUGAACUGACGGAGGGCACUGCGAUGCUCUUCCAGUGGGACCGAGAUGGAGCCAGAAGCUUUUGGAUGGAAAACACCUACAUGCCGCUAGACAUUGUCUAUGUCAAUAGCGAGCACAGAGUAGUUUCAAUUAAGCAAGCUACUCCACUUUCCAGAAAGGGUGUGCCAAGUGAGCUGCCGGCCAGCUCAGCCAUAGAGCUACCUGAAGGCUGGUGCCGGCGGAACGGCGUCGGCAUCGGUGACACAGCAAUGUGGAAAGCUGAUACCCCAGCUUUCAUCGCAAGAGAUGCACCUGACUUCGGGGCCAGUCGCGCUGAGGUAGAGGAAGCCAUCCGAGAUGGCAGCUACCAAGCCUAG
Symbiodinium sp. CCMP2592 is the source of this 630-nucleotide messenger RNA. NCBI's taxonomy places the organism in Eukaryota, Dinophyceae, Suessiales, Symbiodiniaceae. The record is from the annotation of a GenBank genome assembly.